Paramisgurnus dabryanus is the source of this 2060-nucleotide messenger RNA. It is a transcript of the gene serinc4, whose product is annotated as serine incorporator 4. The record is from RefSeq and is a predicted model, not a curated record. Lineage: Eukaryota; Metazoa; Chordata; Actinopteri; Cypriniformes; Cobitidae. Gene Ontology annotation, cellular component: membrane.
GACAGAUGGGAUAACCUGGCUCCCCCCCCAACCCAUCCUCCUGUUGCCUAAUCUUGUUGGUUGAGUAGAGGCGACUGUAGGGAGGGCAACUGGGCAUCCACCCUUGCUCACACGCUCUGCUGGCACCAUUUAAUGACCCCAGGCAGCACACAGGAUAUGGAAGGACUGUUUGAAAGUUUCCAUGAGAGGAAUAUGAGGAUGUACGGUUGGGGGUGCAUAGAGCAAUGUCUUUUGUUGGCUAAUGGGAGAAACUUGAUGAGGACCGUUUAAUGCAAAUCUGAGCGCCCUCCUACUGUUUGUGCAGCAUCCCAACUAUAUUAUAGGAUAUUAUAAUUUCAAGUUUUGUUGAUAGUCAAAUAUAAGCCAUGUCAACUGAAGCUUUACACAACAGCGGUGUCUACAGCUAUUUCCUGAACAUGGUGGCUUACCAGGUAUGCUGUUGUUGUGGUCCAGCACCAUGUUCGUUGUGUUGCUCCUUCUGUCCACCCAUCAAAUCAUCAUCCAGCACACGGAUCAUGUACACUUUAUUCCACAUCCUGGCCUGCACUGUUUCAUGUCUCAUGCUGUCUAAGACUGUCUCAGAGGCAGUGAGAGAGAAUGUGCCUUUCUUUAAUGUGGUCUGCGAUGAGGCUCAUGGUGGAGGGAACUGUCAGAUGUUGGUGGGGUACUCGGCUGUAUACAGGGUGUGCUUUGGCACAGCUUGUUUCUACUUGAUGAUGGCAAUCUGUCUGAUUGAUGUAAAAUCCAGUCAGGAUUUUAGAGCCCUCAUCCACAAUGGGUUCUGGUUUCUCAAGUUCAUCACCUUGCUUGGAAUGAUAGCUGCUGCCUUCUUUAUUCCCACAGAAUCCUUUGUGCAUGCCUGGCAUUAUGUUGGAGUGGUGGGGGGCUUUGCUUUCAUCCUCAUUCAGCUCAUUCUCAUCACUGCUUUCGCACACACCUGGAAUAAGAACUGGUUAACCGGUGCAGCUGAGAAUAAGAGGUGGUAUGUGGCAAUCAUGUGUGCUACGCUCUUUUUCUACACCAUCGCCACAAUGGCCUUCACUUUCAUGUACAAAUACUACACUCACCCAGCUGGAUGCCACCUCAAUAAAGGCCUGUUAUGGACAAACCUGACCCUCUGCGCCAUCAUGUCUUUCAUCGCAGUCACUCCCUGUGUGCAACAAAAACAGCCACGCUCAGGACUUCUGCAAGCGUCCAUCAUUUGCUGUUAUGUGAUGUACCUGACCUUUUCUGCCCUUUCCAGCCGGCCACCUGAGAAAGUGGAGUAUCUGGGGGUCAACAUGACAGUGUGCUACCCCAAAGUCAGCCGGGAUGAAAUUCAAAACGAGGGCAAUGCUGUGGCCAUUAUUGGGGCUGCAAUCAUGUACUGCUGCGUUCUCUUUGCAUGUAAUGAGGCUUCAUACUUAGCUGAGGUCUUUGGACCUUUCUGGAUGAUAAAAGUUUAUCGCUACGAAUUCCAAAAAGCCAGCUGUUGUUUCUGCUGCCCAGAGCAAGAAGAUGAGGAGGAGUUUGUCAUCGAUGAAAACAAAGGCUGUCAGAAGGUCAUCCACAAUGAAGCACAACGUGUUGCCUACAGCUACUUCUUCUUCCAUUUCGUCUUCUUUCUGGCCUCCCUCUACGUAAUGAUGACCCUCACUAAUUGGUUCAGUUAUGAGACCGCUGUACUGGAGACCACCUUCACCCAUGGGAGUUACUCCACAUUCUGGGUCAAGCUGACAUCUUGCUGGGCUUGUGUGGUUCUUUAUCUGUGGCUUCUCCUAGGCCCCCUUUGCCACUGCCAGUCAGAUCGCAAACGCCCUCGCCGCGCCCGCAUCAAGAGACGGACCGCCAACCAACGCCAUGUAGUGUGUGAAUCGGUUUUUCACCUUGAAGGCAAUGGGUCACUCCAGAACUCUGCACAUUAUAAUGAGCACCGAUGCUCCUGCUAAUCCGAUUAGGAUUAAAAUGACCAGCACAGUGAAUGCAAUUUAACAUGGGCAUGAAAACAUUAACCAUGUUUCAGACUGUAUGAGCAUACCUGUGGGGAUGUUCUUAAAAUUGCCAAAAGGAAUAUGCAAUGA